Messenger RNA from Heterostelium album PN500, 1677 nucleotides. RefSeq names its product glycosyltransferase (gene fut10). Gene Ontology annotation, molecular function: alpha-(1->3)-fucosyltransferase activity. The transcript has 8 exons. Lineage: Eukaryota; Evosea; Eumycetozoa; Acytosteliales; Acytosteliaceae. Gene Ontology annotation, cellular component: membrane. The record is from RefSeq and is a predicted model, not a curated record. Bases 1 to 1677 code for a protein of 558 amino acids.
AUGUGUGUUUACAAUUCAAUAGUAGAUGCAGCAACAGGAGUUCCACUACGAGGAGUGGUAUUGAAAAAACCUGAGGAGAUGGAUUAUGAAAGGGAUGAAGUAAAGGUUGUAAUGUUCACUGGCAAUGGAUGGUCAAGUAUGGGUAAAGAUCUAGAAACACCAAACUACAACGGUGAAACAAAAGUAAAAGAUAAAUGUCCUGUUAAAUGUACAUUUCUUGAUGAUAAACAAUCACAUACUUUUGUUGAUGUUGUUAUAUUCGAAGCACAACCAUUAGGAAGUUGGGGAUAUGAUUACCUAUCGAAACCACCGAAAUUCCCUAUGAAGGAACCUGGACAAGCAUACGCCGCUUUUUCUUUCGAGCAUUCGAUCUACUUUCCAAUUCAAACAGAACCAGAGUAUCUCAAAUAUAUAGAUAUGAAUAUGACAUUGUUUGAAGAUGCCAACAUACCUAUCACCAGUACAUGCAGCUGGGGAGUUAUGACAAAUGGAUCGAUCGACAACUUCAGAGAUGCUCCUGUUAAACCAUUCAAAAAGAAACAAAAACACUGUGUCUUUUUCGCUUCAAAUUGUUUUGGUGGUGGAGCAAUCUACCGUACUGAGUAUAUUAAAGAUUUACAAAAAUAUAUACCGGUAGAUGCAUAUGGAUCAUGCUUACACAAUAAGGAUUUGGAAAAAGAAGAUAAGGAUGGAAAUAUCUUUGAUAAUCUAGGUAAAUCAAUGAAUAUCAAAUCUAGAAUAACCGGUGGAUAUCUUUUUGGUUUGGCAUUUGAGAAUAAUAAUAUUACAAACUAUGUAACUGAGAAGGUUUAUACUGUAAUGUUAAGUGGAGCAGUUCCUAUUUAUAUGGGUGCACCUAACAUUGAUAGCUAUGUACCUAGAAAGAGUAUAAUAAAGACCGAUGAUUUUGAAUCGCCAGAGGCACUGGCAAACUACUUGAAAUACUUGGCAAAGAAUGAAAGUGCAUACAACGAGUAUUUCGAAUGGAAGAAGGAACCGUAUCCUCAAUCAGUGAUCGAUAAUUACAAAAACUGUGUAUUCUACUCUGCCGACUGUAGAUUAUGUCAGACUGUUCAUGCAUUUAGAGAAAUGAAAAAGAAACAAUUGGGUGAUGGAUUCAGAGUUAACUAUGGUGAACCCGAUAAUGUAAAACAUGAAAAGAGGGUUGUCUCAUUCACAGAGAAAUCAUGUGUAAUUGCAAAACCAACACCAGAAACAGAGAGUAAAUUCACCAAUAAUAUUGAUGGUGUUUCAAUGGGUGCAUGGAUAUUCGUAACAAAAAAAGUAGACGAUAUGAAUCACGUUGGUUUCACUUUUGGUAAUAAUGUAUUGAAACUGUUUGUUAAUGGACUAUUGGAUGUCGAAAUGGAUUUACAACAUCAAUUGGAUAUACAUCAUAAGUUAUUAAUGAGAAUUGGAUGUAGAGGUACAUUUAAUGGUAUGAUGGAUGAUAUUUCAAUUUGGGCAAGAGAGUUAACAACCAGUGAGAUAUCAAAAACAAUGUUUGAAAAGAUGAGUGGUAAUGAAGAAAAGCUAUUGAUGUACUUUACCUUCAACUCUGGUGAAGUACAAGAUUACUCUGAAAACAAAGUGAUGAUAAUCAACACUGAGACAACAAUAGUAGAUCAUGACUAUCAAGAAUUAAGAUUAGAUUGUUGUUCAAAAAAAGGAAGAUAA